AUUCAACCUGCAAUUGAGUUGGUGUGGCAUCGAGCGCUUUACUUUUCCAAGAUGAAGCUGCGUGUUUGUUUUCUAUUGGUUUGUGCCACUGUGUACGCAGGAGCCACUAACGACAGUUCUAAUACCACGGACGGAGCAUUCGAACCAAUAUCGGCGACUGAUUUUAUUGGACUCGGUGUGGAGAUUCUGACAAAACUAGAGCAGUUGGAUAGUAAACUGAUGAAGCUACAAUCUCAAAUGGAGAGACUGGAAAACAAUCAAAUCUCUUACGAGAGUUUGCUAAAAAAUAUAGCACGAAGAAAAACAACUACAAAAAAACCGAGGCCUUCAAUCUACGCCUCGUGCAAGGACGCUCCAGAGACAGCGUCGGGAGUGUAUUCCAUUCGUAUCGACAGCGAUAGUGCACCGUUUCAAGUAUAUUGUGAGCAGGAGAAGUUUGACGGGGGUUGGAUCGUAGUGCAACAUCGAUUCGACGGUUCGGUUGAUUUUUAUCAGAACUGGACCGAAUACCGCGAUGGGUUUGGUGAGUUAGACAGUGAAUUUUGGCUCGGACUGGAACACCUUCAUCAACUGACGACCGCUCGUAAAUAUGAAUUACUGGUGGAGGUUAAGGACUUUACCGGCAUCUACGGCUACGCCCGUUACAGUGCAUUCCAAGUAGGCAGUGAGUGUGAGCAAUACAAUCUUAAAACCCUCGGAUCGUAUACUGGUACAGGUCGUGAUUCGUUAGAAGCCUCCAAGGGGUACAAGUUCUCAACAAAAGAUCGUGAUGAUCCGAGUAGCGGUACUCAAUAUGCCAUUUCCUACAAAGGCGGUUGGUGGCAUAAUGGUGGCAUUGCGAAUUUGAACGGACCAUACAAGGAUAAUGCUGAAGGGAGUUGGUGGUUUACUUUGCGCAACGACUUUCGAGGAUUGAGCUUCACCAGGAUGAUGAUCCGUGAAACAGGAAGAUAAAGUUCUAAUCACAUACAUUGUGGUGCACUGUAAAUGGGCAACUUAUCAAUUUUUCUUGUAUGUUAUAUGAAUAAAAAUGUAUUUUAAAGCAACA
Anopheles darlingi is the source of this 1048-nucleotide messenger RNA. RefSeq names its product angiopoietin-related protein 1-like. The coding region runs from base 52 to 954 and encodes 300 amino acids. The record is from RefSeq and is a predicted model, not a curated record. Lineage: Eukaryota; Metazoa; Arthropoda; Insecta; Diptera; Culicidae. The transcript has a single exon.